Molecule: messenger RNA, 2010 nt
Organism: Seriola dumerili (greater amberjack)
Lineage: Eukaryota; Metazoa; Chordata; Actinopteri; Carangiformes; Carangidae
Gene: asb16
Product: ankyrin repeat and SOCS box containing 16
Exons: 7
Coding region: 463-1857 (464 amino acids)
Biological process (GO): neuronal action potential; intracellular signal transduction; negative regulation of delayed rectifier potassium channel activity
Cellular component (GO): axon initial segment; membrane; synapse
Molecular function (GO): transmembrane transporter binding
Source: RefSeq, a predicted model, not a curated record
GGGCAAACAUCUAGAUCAGCUGCUAACGGAUCCUGUGGGGCUAUAAAUGCUGGAUCAAUGCUGUCAUCUGGUGGCCAGACUGGAUAAGUCAAGUGUCAGCUUGCAUUCUGAUCUAUUAAUAACUAGUGCUGAAGUUGUAUUUGAGCGACAAUCUUGUGACUGCACUCACAGAGAAAGGGCAUUUCAUGUGGACGUCUUCAUGUUAAAGUUUAACUUAAAAGGGAAACACAACUGAUUGCAGUUAUGAGAGCUUUUACUUGACCGCUGUGUGGACCCCUGUGAUUCACUGCAGUCCCAGUGAAGGGUGAGUAACUGUCGGCUGCCAUUUUUGUAAACACUACUGUCCAGAGUGUUGGAAGCAAGACUCUGUUGCUUUAUCGACUUUAAUGUAUGGAGUUCCAGCUCAGACCAAAAGGGAAAAUUGCAUAAAAGACAUUUCUCUUGUACUGACACUAAGGCGCCAUGUCAAAGGACACAUUUCCUUUCUCGUCUACCUCACUGCGUUCUCUGAGACUGGAGCAGGAGUAUCAGGAGUGGCAGGAUGCUCGACGAGCAUUGGCUCAGAGGAGAGCCCUCACCAGGGCCCCUCUGCCCCGAGCCCCCAGGCCUCCUCCCAGGCAGCAGCGGCUCCAGGAGGUCCGGGCACCCCCGCCCCAGGCCCGCUGCAGAGACACGGCCAUCCACAAUACCUUCAUGUUUGGAGACAUGAAAGGAGUGUAUGCGGUGCUGAAGGACCCAGCAAUGGUCAACGCUCUGAUGGAGACAGUGCAUGAGGAGAUGGUGUGGGCUCCAGAGAUGGGCAUGUGGACGCUGAGCUCCAAGGUAAAACAAACCUCAGCAUUACGUCUGGCUGCCAGCAGAGGACACAUAGGAUGUGUGGAGGAGCUGCUGUUUCGUGGAGCUGAGGUGAACGCUGACCCCGGAGGCAAGACCGCCCUCCAUGAUGCCUGCAUAGGCGGCCACGCUGCCUGUGUCAGGCUGCUGCUUUCUCAUGGAGCAGAUCCUGAACUGCUGGCUGCAGAUGGCAGCGCUCCUCUUCACUUCUGCACCUCUGCGCAGUCGUUCCAGUGUGCUGAGUUGCUGUUAGAGGGAGGUGCAGAGGUCAACGUGAGGAUGAGGGAGUCGAGGCUCACACCUCUGCACGUGGCGGCUCGGCGAGGCCUGGAGGAGCAUGUGGAGCUGUUUCUGAGCCAUAGGGCAGAUGUGUUGGCCACAAAUCAAGAGGGGGAGACCCCUCUGAACGCUGCAUGCUCCGGAGCUGAGAGGCCGUCUGAGUCCAGCCGCUACCUCCAUGCGAUUCAAAUGCUGCUAGAUGCAGGAGCUGACCCCAGAACUGCAGGCAGAAAGCAGCACACCCCUUUGCACAACGCCUGUGCAAACUGCUGCUCCAGGAUUGUCAACGUCCUCUUGCAGCACGGAGCAAAAGCCGAUGUCGUAAACUGUGCAGGAUACACACCAAUGGACUGUCUGUUGCAGGUGGUGGAAGAUUAUCCGGACCAGCAACCUGAAACAAUAGCACGAUCACUUCUGAACCACGGAGCCAAGCCUGUUUCACCAAAGAUGCUGAAACAGUGUGUCCUCUCUCCAGCCACUCUGGAGGUGAUGCUGAACUCGUAUACAUCUGUCCCUCCCUGUGAAUGGAUGGACUCUCUGUCCGCUGAGAUAUAUGAGGAGCAUCGGCCUUUCUUUAAGUUGGUGCGUGAGCGGAGCGUGCAGCCUCGCUCUCUGCAGCAUCUGUGUCGAUGUGCCUUACGCCUGCACCUCGGAGCCCAGUGUUACUCAGCAGUCAGUAAACUGGACAUUCCCAGCACGGUGAGGGAUUAUCUGCUGCUGUAUAACGACGGGAGGCUCAAGUGACUUCAUGUUGUACACAUGAUCCAACAGGAUGGUGCUGUUUCAUAAACAUUGUCUGAAAUUGACAAAUAAAAACCUGAUUCUGUUAUUUUAUUUUUUAAACUAACUUGGACAAUGUAUAACUUCAAAAAUUACAAUAUUUCCCUGUGGACUUUC